Molecule: messenger RNA, 2687 nt
Organism: Symsagittifera roscoffensis
Lineage: Eukaryota; Metazoa; Xenacoelomorpha; Acoela; Convolutidae
Product: probable ubiquitin carboxyl-terminal hydrolase MINDY-4
Exons: 13
Coding region: 204-2576 (790 amino acids)
Biological process (GO): protein K48-linked deubiquitination
Molecular function (GO): K48-linked deubiquitinase activity; cysteine-type deubiquitinase activity
Source: RefSeq, a predicted model, not a curated record
GAGCUUCAGAGUCGCAAAGCGGUUAAAAAUGACCUCUUAUUUGAUUGAUCAAAGGAACUCAUUUGAACUCGACGCAAAAACCGCCUUCAUACGGGCGAUCAAGUGGAAAUGUAACGUUCAGUUCUACAUUUGCGAGGAACUCCAACUCGGCAAAAAGGGGAAGAGGUAGUUUUGUUCAUGGAGAGGCGAGAAAAGAGGAGGAGAUGCUUAAUACGUUUGGAUGUGGCGGUGUUAGUUCAUGGGGGAGAAAUGGGAAAAGUGAGAGUAGUUUCAACACAGCUGUGAAGUCGCAUUCUAAUUCGCCAAAAGAGUCAUCAGUGGAGCUGCCACCCAUUUCCAAAACCGGUCUGAUUCUGGAAGAUGCAGAUGACAUAGAUUACUCAAUAUCAACGAAAGGGGGGCAUAAAACAGGUCGGAACAAUCUUGCAUCCAUUUCGGACAGUUUCAAACAGAUCGGAAGACCAACUGAAACAACUAAGGUUGAUCGAAGGGCUUAUAACUCAUUCGCGAGGAAAACGAGGGACGCGCAGAGAGAAGAAAUCGCUCAAAGGCCUGCGCGCAAAUUCAAAACAGUCGUUACACCUCUAAGCUCGGCAAAAGCUAGCGCUCAGAACUCAAAUGUCGAUGGCGGAGACGCUGAAAGGUUCAAAAAAGCGAGAUACGUGCUGCUUCAAUCAAAGCGACGAGUAGAAGAUAAUACUGAAAUCAUUGAAAGAUCCAAAGGGGGAUCUACCGACAAUGGAAAACCAAACCAUAGCCAGGAGGAAUCGGAGGCUCAAAGAAACUCGGGUAGUCCAACUAAUUUUGAAGUUAAAAGGGAUCAACUGGCAAUUCAAAAUGAAAUGGAUAAACGGAAUCAGGAAAAUCAUGAUCCUUCAAAUGUUAAAACUGAAACAAUGACACCUUUGCAAAGAUGUAUCACAGCUAAGCGGAAAAACAGAGAUAAAGAUAAAAAUGAGUUUGUUGUUGAGAUAUUCAUGAAAGACCAACAACCUGAAAAAAAUGUCAUCGAUUCUGAAGACAAGAAACAGAUGGCAAGAACUCAACAAUUCGAAGAAAAUAAAAGAUUCGAGCCAGGGAACGAACUACCCGAGAAGGUACAAUCUGGAGAAGGGCAAACAUCAGCCGACAAAUCCCAAGAAACAAGAGAAGAUAAUGACAAAACAAUUAGCAGUCUCGAAACUUCGUCCGAAAUUGAAUCAGAAGCUACUAAACCAGAGUCAACGGCUGAAUCACCGCAAGUAGAGAGUGAAAUACCAGAGAAGACGGAGCCAGAGUUUUCAAAACCAGUAGUAAAUGUAUCAUCUAUUGGCUUCCACCAGAAGUACGACGAAGACGUAAUUGUUCAGACAGAAGAUGUCUUCAUUUCAGGACUGAGUUUAGACGAAGGGAACAAGUUCGAAUCUAGCCCGAUCACAGUUCAAGAAGCAAUCAGCAUCAAAAAGCUACUGUUUGGUGACGUGGCAGGUGCCUGGAUGAGAUCGUGGCUGAACCAUCCGAUCAGGAUGAGUGGUGCAUUCUCAGUUGACCUAUGUCACUUCACUCCUUCGGGAAUAGUAGCCGCUCUUCAAGCAUACUACAUUCAUCACCAUUUCUUCUUCACUCAGUGGAAUAAAGAUACGAAUGAACUCUGGCGUCCAACACAGCAGCAGAAGAUGAAGAAUUUGUCUCGAGCAGUGGCUUCUAUGAUCGCACAAUGUGCUCAACCCUCCAACUCUCAAAGUGGCACUGGCGCCCCCCUAAUAUUUUGUAGUGCCGCCCCUUCAGUGCAGUAUAAAUCUACGAUGACCAUGCCUCAUGACGGAAUAACAGAGCGGAUUGAAAAGUUCAUGUUUGGAAGUUUCGAGAGCCUGGUCGAGUUUCUGGAUCUGUUCCUACCACAGCUGAGUGGAUGUAAAUACUUUCUGGUGCUACUUCUCUACUCUGUGCUUCUCUCCAGGUCACCAUACAAUGUUCGGCAAGACAUGUUAAACAUGGGUGAUCCUCUGUUAAACGAUGGUCGCUGUUCCCCCGCUUUGAUGUCGCUUUUACUAACUGGGGUUGCGUCUCCUUGUUGGCUGAAUGACUGCGUUGAAUUGAGAAAUGAACCCGAUACCAGAAGGGGCGUGGCAAGUAGAGUCAACUGUGGCAUCCUCACAUGCAGACAUACUAAGAAAAAGGUCUUGGUUGAGAGCAACAUGAAGACUCCUAAGUUACCAAUCUGGGUAGCCGAAGUGGCCGCGUGGCCGAAAUUGUUAACUCCAACUGCAGUAACACCAAGAAGUCGCCAUAAGAUGAAGACGAGGUACUCAGUUGUGUUCUGUAGCAACAGAAGACUGAUUUCUGACUGGAAGGUGGAGAGACACUUCGAUCUGCAUUGGCUGCUAGCUUGUCCAUUUCAAGUUGAAAAAAUCAAACUGACAGUUGAUGCACGAGCCAUGGUAUCAUGGGGAGAUCUGACAGAAGAUGACUUCCACUCUAUCGAAACUACAAUUAGAACAAAGUGGAGUGACAUAGAAGUGGAUUGGAAUGGAUCAAACCCUUCGGAUUUUGGAUUCAUACCUAACUCACAAACAGCUGUCGAAAAGUUCAAAUGAAAAAUCCAUCUAUUUAUUGUCCAUUUAUUGUAAAAUUUAUUUAAAAUUCGAUAUCAAAUGUAAAUAGCCUACUUUGUAAAUAGCGUUGAAUUGACAAUUGCUUACGAUGGA